AUGAUGGACACCACCCCCUCUCUCGCGAAUGAUGAUGGAUACCACCCUCCUCUCGCCCCCCGCUCUUCUGUAACAGACGCACGAGGCAACUGCAGGGGCGUGAAAAUUUCGCCAUGGCUGUCUGUCUGGUGUCUGUCUGGUGUCUGCGCGCCCUAAAUACCCAGCAGACUCGAGCCCAUUUCACCAUCUCGGCACCAAAUUGCAAACUAAAACUUGCGCACAACAAGUAACAUUUUGCCCGAGCUGUCCCAACCGCUUCCUUUGCAAUCCGUGGUCGGUGUCUCGAGAUAGCACACCGUUUGUGCAAAUAUAUAUGUCCCAUGGACGCAUCCCCGGGAGGCGUCGUCAUUUUUGUUUUUCUCUGGGCAACAAACUACACGCACGCAAGAAACCACGACGCACUGCCGUGCUGCACACAUUGCUGCUGCUACUGGCAAGACACGCACUACACAGAGACAGGGAACAUGGACAAGGGGGGCGGGACACACACACAUACUGCUGUUGGCGACGGCGGAGGAAGCGGGGAACGUUUGGUUGGUCUGGGGUUCAUCGCUGAUGAUGUUGUUGUUGUUGUUUCCGUUGUUUGUUGUUGUUCAACGCUGCCGGCCUUUUUUUCGCCUUUUUUUCUCUGGAGAGAGAGGGAGUCCCACCAACCAGCGUGUGUUGCACACACCACACAGCGAGAGCGGGACGGGAGCAGGGUGUGCCCUAUACUACUGCUGCUGCUAGCUUUCGGCGGAGGAAGCGAGAGGAGAGAUAUUGAUUGGGUCUCUGUGGGUCCAUCGGUUGGUUGUUGUUAUUGUGUUGCGACGCGGCGGGAGGGAGCGGCCUCUGACUCUGCUCUGGAGAGAGGCACACAUACAUCACAGCACGGGACCAGUAACACAUCACGCUCGUUCCUAGACGAU
This is a messenger RNA of Ectocarpus sp. CCAP 1310/34, 908 nucleotides long. The record is from the annotation of a GenBank genome assembly. Lineage: Eukaryota; Phaeophyceae; Ectocarpales; Ectocarpaceae.